UAUGGAUCGCCAGAACGGGAACGACCCCACGAUGCCGAACUUGAACGAUGUCAAUAUGGAAUCCGUCAGUGACUUUUAUCAAGGAUCUGUGGUUAUGGUGACCGGAGGGACAGGCUUCGUGGGAAAAGCCCUCCUGGAGAAGUUGCUGAGAAGUUGUCCCGGGAUCGAGACCAUUUAUGUUCUUAUGAGACCCAAGCGAGGACUCACGGUCGAGCAGAGGUACAAGGAAUUACUCAAGCAUCAGGUGUUCGAUCGUAUUCGCGCGCGUUGGCCCGAACGUUUGAGCAAGUUGACACCGAUCGCUGGUGAUGUGUCGGCUCCGGCGUUGGGCGUCAGUCCUGAGCAGCGCCAGCAACUAGCUGACGUCACCGUGUUAUUUCAUUCCGCUGCCACAGUGCGUUUCACGGAGCCGCUGCAUACCGCUGCGGCACUCAACGUACAAGGCACGGCGACGCUGCUCGAGCUGGCUGCAGAUAUGCCACUCCUGAAGGCCCUGGUGUACGUGUCAACAGCUUACAGCAAUGCUCCCCGCGCGCACAUUGAGGAGCGUGUGUACCCUCCACCCUACGACCCUGACGGGCUUAUCCGUUGCGCCAAGAUGCUGCCCCAGGAGACCAUGACUGUCAUAGCUGAGACACUGCAGGGUGACCAUCCCAAUCCGUACACCCUGACAAAAUCGCUGGCAGAAUCUAUCGUAUAUAGUCACAGCGAACUGCCUGUCUGCAUCAUCAGACCCUCCAUAGUGACCGCUGCCAUGCAGGAACCAUUCCCUGGGUGGAUUGACAACGUUUACGGGGUUACUGGUAUUAUCAUGGAAAUGUCUCGCGGGACAUACCGUUCUGGGUUCUGCAAGGAGCGCUACGUUAUGGACAUAGUACCAGUGGAUCUGGUUGUCAAUAGUUGCAUAUUGGCCGCAUGGAGACAGGGGGUAAAGAAACCCGGCCGCUGCCCUGUGUACAACGUAACCUCAGGCUCUAUCAAUCCAUUGCGAUGGGGAGAAUUUUCUAAGCUAUGCAUCAAAUGGUCCAGAGAGAAUCCUACCAAAUACGUGAUGUGGUACCCCAACUUCUCGUUCACGCAGUCACGAUUCAUGAACACCUUCUGGGAGGUGUCCUGCCAUUUUCUGCCUGCGUUUCUUUACGACAUCCUCCUCAGGGCUCAGGGGAGAAAAGCUAUCAUGAUGAAACUAGCACGUCGAUUCAAAAUGGCGGCGGCUACUGGCGAGUACUUUGCGAACCACGAAUGGCAAUUCGGCAUCUCUGAGGUAUCUGCAUUGCACAGUGAAGCAGAAGCAACAAUGGAUGGCGGCAAUUUCCCAAACUGGCCAGUCUUCGACUGGGACGAGUACAUGGGCACGUAUAUGAUGGGCAUCCGGCGGUUCAUCUUGAAGGAUUCCGCUGAGUCUUUGCCGCAGGCUAGGAGGAAGCUUGCCAGAUUAUACUGGUUCCACCGUUUGUUCCAAGUUGCGACCGGGUACUACAUGUUCAAGUUCGUGGCUGGACGUAUGCGGUAAAACAAAAAUACGUGGGAGUAUUCAAGGCUAUGAAAUAGGCAAACAUGCAAAUAGUGCAUUGUGUGUUAAAGGCGGUAAAUAAGGGAUUAUGAAUUGAAAGCCCAAAGUCGAAGAGAGCUUUCAGAUUCGUAGUUCGAAAUUCCAAUACCGCCCGUGAAAGUUUCAAUAUUUUUCAUCAUAAUUGCGAGUAAAUAGAAUAACUGCACGCAGGCUAACUUGAUUAUAAUGCCCCAAAUAAAUUGCAGCCAUGGUCGUGUAAUGAGAAGAAAAAGGCCCGAGAGUUUUAUUUGUGGCGAUAUAGUCAAUUUAGGCUGCAUGCAAUCAUGCUAUUUACGUGCAACUGUGAUGAAAAAUAUAUUAAAAUAAUGAUUUUUUUUUAUUUUAAUGAAAAUAGUUACGUAGUAAAAAAAUGUUUAAAUGUUUAAGCGUAAAACAAUUUUUGCUUAUUUGCGAUGCCUCUUUUAUGACGCCAGUGUAAGUUGUGAUCGCAAACUCAUAAUGCCCUAUCGUUACAGAUGAAAACCAGGCAAAGUUGAUAUAAUUGAACUAACUAUUUAUUUUAAAUACCAAAAAUAAUAUUUGACACAUGGGUUGACGAAAGUGGACGAGUUUAUGAAACAAAAGAAGCAAUUGGUAAUUACGAAAUAUUUGCUCUGAAUAAAACAGUAGGUUCUUUUGCGUUCACAUAUUCGUUGGUCAAUAAUAACGGCUACUUCGUUGGUGCAGUUUGACGUUUUGUUUACGUCUAUGACUUUGAAAACUGUAAUAAAAUCUGCGGUCACCCACCUACUCCAACCUGUGGUAUGAGCAGUGAGUAAAAUUACUGUAGGAACUGAAUAUUGUAAACUAUUUUUCGGAUCUAAUCGCUUAUAUUUUGUUUUUGUUUCGGACAAAUCAACGUUUCGUUAUGGGCCUUUUACAGGUCUCAUUGUCACAUCUGAAAGACGGAAAAGUCAACAACGAGUUAUGCCGAUACGUCCAAUCAACAUUACGCCAACUUCAUUUUUGGAUCUGUUUUUAUUUCGUUUCUUUUGUUCACUAAAGUCGAUUUGUUGUUUUUCGAAUUUACUUUUUUGUUUCUUUUUUUCAAAAAAUUUCUAAUAUAAUUAGUAAAUAAAUAUUGGCUGUUUACAAAAAUAACAGAAAAUGACCAAAAAAUUAUGUUCGCUUAGUGUUUAUUGGAGGUAGGUAUCGAUGUCUAAUAAUUAUGCAGACCACCCUAUUUUUUGUAGUUACAAAAGUUAUUAAUUAAAUACCUUAUUUUAAUGUUUAAAAAACAAAAUAUUGUGACACUGUGAAUUUUUUAUAUUAAAUUAAACUUAUUAUUCUUAAUGGAAAUUAGAAAUAAAUUAAAAAUUUUCACCACCACAAUCAGCCGUGACCAUAGGACUGGGCCUCCUUGCGUUCUCCGUUCAACAUCCGUCCGAAACAAAGGCUCAAUUUAUAUUGCCUGGGGAAGAAAUGAAAACGGAAUAUUCGCACAUGCUCGAGAAUGCUCGCGUAUUCCGUAGAAGAUUUGGGCUCAUAUCUAGUUUGUAC
Molecule: messenger RNA, 3052 nt
Organism: Hyposmocoma kahamanoa
Lineage: Eukaryota; Metazoa; Arthropoda; Insecta; Lepidoptera; Cosmopterigidae
Product: putative fatty acyl-CoA reductase CG5065
Exons: 11
Coding region: 2-1513 (503 amino acids)
Biological process (GO): long-chain fatty-acyl-CoA metabolic process
Cellular component (GO): peroxisome
Molecular function (GO): alcohol-forming very long-chain fatty acyl-CoA reductase (NADP+) activity
Source: RefSeq, a predicted model, not a curated record